GCACGAGGUCCGUGUGCCGGGAGCGGGACUGGGACCCUCACCGCUCCGUUUGGAAGACUCGGGGUGAGGACGUCGAUGAGGAAGCGAGACUCGGAUCUUCGCUCAACGGAUGGGCACUAAAUGAAAGUGUGGAGGUUCGCAUCUUCAAACAUGGAGACGAGACAUUUCAUAGCAAUAUUUCCACGCGCGCCUCGAGUUUGGCUCUAAAGGUGCAGAGGAGGAGGAUGACAAGCGCAUCCCGUCCGCAUGGCCAAAGCUUCUGCAAGAGUGACUUUUUUUGUCCGUUGUGUGCUGGAGAAAAAAAAAAGUCUUCUUUGCCGAUCGGUGCAUUUGCAUCUGUGAGGACUGCGACGCAACUGGCUUUGUAUAGUCUGCUUCGCUCAGAUUGUUUCAAGUCAUUUGCUUGAAGACGAGUGAGAGAGAGUUUGGUCAUCAGUGUCAACAUCAUCAUCUCUGGUGCAUCAUGGGUACUGUACUAUCUCUGUCCCCCGGCUCACGCAAGUCAGGCUACUAUGACAACCGUCCCGGUUCGUUAAGCCACUACCCGAGCCUGAGCAGCCGUUCUCUCAACAGUCAGAAAGACCGCGGGUUGAAGAGAGGCCAGUCCAUCUUCCUCCCGGUGCUCACGUGGAAACGACUCGUGGCCUCUACCAAGAAGAAGGGGAACCCCAAGAAAGGCUCCAAUGGUCUGGUUGGCCUCGUUGACCCUCUCAACAACAACAACAACAUAAACCUUUACCAACGGGAUCCUGUGCUGCACCUCAAUUAUCAGAAUGUGAGGAAGUCUCUGUCGUGUGCCAACUUGACCAGCUACGAGGUCCCGGCAGGACUUGGCCCGGGCCUCGGCUAUGGCUUGGGACUGGGUCAGGGCCACGGAUAUGGCUGCAUGAAACCCCAGCAGCUUUCUUCUGUGAAAAAAGUUCCCCAAGGUACAGUGACCACGUCUCCCAAACGCGUCAUCGUUCAAGCUUCCACUAGCGAGCUGCUUCGCUGCUUGGGGGAGUUCCUGUGCUGCCGCUGCUACCGCCUGAAGCAUCUGUCUCCGUCUGACCCCGUUCUCUGGCUGAGAGCCGUGGAUCGCUCACUUCUGCUCCAGGGCUGGCAAGACCAGGCCUUCGUCACGCCAGCCAACGUGGUCUUCGUCUACAUGCUGUGUCGAGAAGUCGUGGACGGCGACCUUGUGGCGUCGGAGCACGAGCUUCAAGCCAUCCUGCUCACCUGCCUCUACCUGUCCUACUCGUACAUGGGCAAUGAAAUAUCCUAUCCACUGAAGCCCUUCCUGGUUGAGGCGGGUAAAGAGGCGUUCUGGGACCGAUGCCUCGCCAUCAUCAACGCCACAAGCUCCAAAAUGCUGCGAAUCAACGCAGACCCUCACUUUUUCACACAAGUGUUUGCAGAACUCAAAAGCGAAGGGGGCUGUGUUCCACAAGAUUACAGUCGGCUUCUCGAUCGGUGAGAGGAGUUUCAAAAGCACUUUCUUGUUUAUUUGAUGCUCAUGCCUACAGACACAAACAUUCUCCUCCAUCUGCUGCUGCAGAAACAGCCAUAUGUAUUUAUUUAAGUAUUUCCUCUCUUUAUGUCGGUUGCCAAUUCAUGGCGAGAAAUCGGAGAUUUGAAUUGAAGUAUUCACCAUCAAAUUGUUGAGACUAGGGACUAAAUAGAACAUUGGGUUCCUCUAAGGCUGAAUAAUCAUGACCUAAUUAUACAUCCUCAAAUAAACUCAUCUCUGAAAAUGUACAGUGAAACCCCAAAUAUUCGUGGUUCGGUAUUCGCAAAUUCACCCAUUCACAGAUUUUGUGCUCAGGCCUCUGUAGUAAAAGUAUUACUGUAUCACAAUCGUGUAGUAACGAUCUAUGUUGAAAGGCGUUUAGAAGUUUCAUUUGGACAAAAAUAGUGCUUUGCCCAAAUCUUGUGUCAUCUUGGUGUCAAGGAACUAUGUGGAAGUGAGUCGAGGACAUUCAUUUAGACAAAAUAGUGCUUUGUUGCCUUCUUGUGGCCUCUAAAGGCAAUGAUAAACCUUUUAAAGGGCCGUCAAUUAUUUGCUUUUGGCAGCAGGGCUCGGUCCCUAUCCUCCUUAAUAGCGGGGGUUCACUGCAUGCAAUAUUCAAGAAAUUAUUUUGAUGCAAUGUAAACAGAAUUUAAAAAAAAAAAAUCCACAAUUCAUCCAGAUUCUUCUUCAUCACCCCAUGCCCUUUCUGUUUUUGCUUCAUCAUUGUAACAAAGAACGUCACGCAAACAACCUCCUAAGGGUGGGUCAUGAGUGAGUCCCAUUUGUGUUGUUUACCGAGAAAAUCUGCUUGAGUUUACUUGAAUUCAGGAGCCAUUUGCUCCACCUGUCCCUACAAACCUUGCACAGCAUGUGUCGGGUUCCAGUUGUCUCAGCUGCCUCUCGGGAUCAGCGCAACCAGGCAUCCCUCCGCAUCCUCACGCAUCUCUUUGAAUGCUCAGACCGGAGGACGCCGUUCUCCCUGAGCACCGUCAUGGAGUUCCCGUGGUCAUAACCGCAACAUCCAAGCAGAUUGGAUUGACAUUUUCAUCAGAGACGGAAUAAUAAAAUGCGACACAGACAGUUUAAUCUGCCGAAAUUGGAUAUUCCGGGACAAUGCAGAGCGAUAUUGCGACUGGCGCUGAGAAUGGACCCAGACUGAUGGGAACAGCUGCGUGUCAGUACCAUGCGAGUCCUGCUGCUUUGUGUGUUCAGGCUUUUGCGGGUCACCUGGCCUGAGGGGACAGUUGCCUAUUUUUACUCGAAUCAAAUUUACCAGUGGUCUUGUCAGUGUUCUCAGAGUGGUAGUAGUUUCAUAGCCUAAUUUGUGUGGACGCAUGUGAGCGGAAGCGUGACCGAGUUGCGUUGUGGUCAGCCGCCGGGGUCGUCAGAUGUUUAGCGCAUCCUGUGUUUCCCUGCUUCUUGUUGACAGCCCGGGUAUUAAUUAGAUUAGCAGAUUACGCCUACCCCGCCCACGUCCCUCAAGACCUCUGCCCCUUCUCGUCCACUCAAUCAAACCCCUGCGGAGUCCGGCAGCUAAUCCAAGCCACGCUGGACGGCAAGCAUUUAAAUGCCUCGUCAUGUGCUCUUUAUUCGGAAAAAAAAGUGUGACACACGCGUGCUGGUAGCGGUCCAGCAGGAGUCCGAAUUUGGAUCAGCGUCGAAUGAGUAUGCUGAACAUUCUCAUCUGCCAUCCACACCGAGUUCAUUCGUCUCAUGUUAAUUUAUUCCCGGGGAUGAACCGCUGGCACUUGUGCUCUACUGACUCUAAUCCCAAAAGUGCAUAUCAAACACGCCUGCGUGUAUGCGCCUUAUUAGUUUUAUAUGUUGUUUUAGCAAUGGUAUAAUGACCAUGUAUGGAUAGAAUGUCAACUUUUAACACAAGUGGGGGGGGGGAAAAAACUUCAAAUUAAUUUUUUUAAUUAAUCUUCAUCCAUGUAAGGCAAUUGAGAAGCAAAAUAAAAGCAAGGAAAAAUACUGUACAAACAGUACAAUGUGAUUUAGUAUUUACAUAAUACAUUACAAUACAUCAUAGCGUAUGGUGAAUACGAGAAACAACUUUUGAUACAUACAAUUUCAAUGAACACAAUGACAGAUAAUUGCGAACAAAGACCUUUCUUUCCUUCUGACGCACGCGAUGAUUCUCCAAUGUGUCAACCCGUCGCAAUGUAGCGCCAACGACUGGCGAGGAGGAUUUACUCUGUGUCAGAUUUGGGGUUUUUUUGGCCUUUAGUGUCGGCGGCUGGUAUCUGCAGCCUUCACGAGUACCCGAUAUCUUGAAAUGAGGCCGGUAUUGGCUCGAUACCGAUACCUGGUAUCGGUACUCGUACUACUCGCCCAUCCUGAUUAAAAUGAGUGUUAUAAAGGUAAUGAAAACACCGAAGCUAGUGGUGACCCACAAUUUUUGCAAUACUGUAUUUCACUCACUGACAUUGCUGUGCUGCUAUCCUCUCCCCCAAAGUCAUAUGACAAGAUAUAAAAUUUGACCUUAACACACAUAAACAAACACUGUGGCGCACAUCCAUUCAGUGGGUAAUCCAGCACUAAUCCUCCCGCCCAAUCAGAUGAAGAGGGAGCGAGGGAUGACGAGAUGAGGGGGGAAAUACAGUUCGGAAUCCACUGAGAUUUUUAUGUUACACUGGCGCUGCAGUUUUUGACCCCCGGCUCAGCCUUCAAAUCCUCCUCUAACAAAGUGAAGGCCACAUAGUCCCAAAGCUGCCUAUUCCCAGCCCUGUUGGAGUCAAGCCUGUCUGCCUCGGCGCACGCUUGAGGGGGCUCGCAUGAGUCACACCAGUCAACUAGAGACGAGUGACAGUGUGAUUCACGAGCAGAAAGAGAGGCUCCUUUUCUUGGCCUUCAAAUGGCAGCCAUUUGGGGCUUGUUGUUGCCUCUGCACCCCCUCGCUCGCACAUCUUUGACAAGGACACUUGUGUCUCGCCUGACUCGCCACCCCCCCCGCCACCACUCUCUGCCCCAUCCCCGCUUGCACACACACUCAGCUGUUCAUUAGAUUUGACACCCCAACGCCGCCAGCCAUUGUCAGGACAAGGAAGGGCAGAAUUGCUGGCAUGAGGUCUCUCAUAUUUGUUUUUAUUUAAUGAGACUGUGGGCCGAAGAUAAAGGUUACAUCCGCAGUUUUUAAUAAAAUCAGAGGAUGACAUUCAGAGUGCUCAAAUCAUGAUAUUUCCUUGUGACUUGUUUAAAGAUCAUAAUUACCUUCACGAGCUUCUUCUCGGAGCAGGAUGUGACCAUUUAGUGAACCUUUCUACCAUCCUUGAUUGGAGGCAGACAAAAAGGAACCACUUAAGUCUAAAUGAACAAUUUAUCAAACGUGACACAAUGUUUGAACAAAAUGGCAACUGUCCCCUCUUCAUAGUACCUCUGUCCAAUCAGUACCGGAGCUGGAUCCCGUAGCUGCUCCUCCAAUCGUUCCUCGGAGCGGAGCUGCCUCCAAGCCAAUUAACUGGCAUCUCAGCUGGAGCUCCAAUUCACUUCAUCCAAUCAAAGCCCUCCUUUGAGAUCUACUAUCUAUCUGGGAAACGACAACACGAUGCCUGUGCUAUCUCUGUGCAUCAUGAGGACUUCAUGGUUGUUUGGACUUAUCUUGCUAGUCAAAUUCAUAAACCCCAAAAAGUUUAAUAAGGAAGAUUAUACAGAGCACAUACAUUUAAGACCAAAAUGGUUCAUACCCUGGCCAUAUUUAGUGGCAAAGUGGAUAGAGUUAGCCCAAUGACAAAAGAAAGUGGUUAUAUAAUACAGUAUGUAGUAUAAGACUUUAAGUUUGGUUGGAGAUAUUAAUGAAAAGUACAUGGCAUUGUCAUAUAUAUAUAUAUAUAUAUAAAUAUAUAUAUAUAUAUAUAUAUAUAUUUUUUUUUUUUUAAAUCUUGAAUAACUUUGGACUUGGAUUUGGGGGAAGGGCAGAAUUUAGUAAUACAAAAAGGUAAUAUUUUAUCUUCUAUCUUUUAUCUUUCGCCACUUUCUUGUGUCAUUUCCCAUGAAAAAAAAACAUUUUAACAAAUUAAACAAAUACAUUCUUAAAUCGUAACUCAAAUAGUGACGGUAUGAAUAAUAAUUAGUUUGAAGACCAUUUCUAAUUGACAAAAUAUUUUUGAAACUAUACAAAUUAUAACUGUUUUCACUUCAGCUGAACACGUUACAGUCAACUCAAUUUAAACAUCAGUGUGGUGUCAAAAACAAUUAUUUUGGGUCUUUUUUGUAAUUUGUUGAUUAUAAAGAAAAUGUAUAAUAGUGUUAAGUUGCCACAGCUCUGUGAGUUGUGUUAAAUUAUUGGAGGAUGCUGCUGCAGGUUAGCAUGAUCGCCUUAAUAUGGUGACUGAUGUAAAUAUGGUGGUGUGUUCCAAAAAAUACAAUAAAAAUGAGAAAAAAAUAGGAUUACGUAAUAGUUUUGUUUUUUCGUAGAACGCAUGCUGGUUGGUAGUUUAGAAAUGUAUGGUGUUUUUUGUUUUUUUACCUGCUCGUGGUCUGCUUUUUAUACAUAAUGAAUUAUUGUUUUAUUCAUAUUUGUUGGUCAUUUAACAAAAAAACAAAAAAAAGUUUUUAAUAAGCAUGUUGUCAACAUCCAUUGUGACUUUUAACUGUCAUCAUGACUGUUGAUGCUUAGAAACACUGGAAACAAAAGAUUUUAAACAUAUUUGUUCCAGCUCUUGAAAUAGAAAACCAUGUAAUUUGUCUGGCGAAAUGAUAUUAUUUUAAAAAUCUCACAUGAAUUGAAAUUCAAAUGAUGAUCACUUGGGGGGGGUUCAAAGGGUUUAUUAUUAUGUUUUAUCUGGUAAACCUCACUGGCCCCUUUUAAGUCGCACAUUGCUAUCAAAUUGAUCAAGUUAGUGGCUAUCAAUGGCUUUUCCCAUCAAUGCAGCAGAUGGUGACACAAAGUUGGCCAUUGUACUUGUGGUGUUUGUCUCAGGCAGCUCCGGGCAGCCUGCGUACACACAGAUUAUUUCACGAUUUCGUUUACGGCAGCACGCGGGGCGACAGUGCGCAGAUGUGAGACAAAGACAAAUAUAUAAAUAUAACAUAACUGUCAAGUUGCAGUCUUUACUUCCAGCUGAGUCGUUCUGGGUUCCCAUGGUUACGUUGCUCAGUAACAACCUACUAAAAAACAGAAGCACAUUAACUUGAAUGAGCUUUCAUAAAAUCACAAAAAGUGUGUCACUUUAAUAACAAAAAGAAAAUUUGAAGACAAAAACAUGCAUUUAACUAUUUCUUUGGGGGUUUUUUUCAUGAUGGUGGUGACAAUGUUUACUAUGUGGAUUAUUGAAUAAAGUA
This is a messenger RNA of Phycodurus eques (leafy seadragon), 6772 nucleotides long. RefSeq lists its product as uncharacterized. Gene Ontology annotation, cellular component: cytoplasm; protein kinase 5 complex. The record is from RefSeq and is a predicted model, not a curated record. Lineage: Eukaryota; Metazoa; Chordata; Actinopteri; Syngnathiformes; Syngnathidae. Gene Ontology annotation, biological process: brain development; activation of protein kinase activity; positive regulation of cyclin-dependent protein serine/threonine kinase activity. The coding region runs from base 464 to 1456 and encodes 330 amino acids. Gene Ontology annotation, molecular function: protein kinase binding; cyclin-dependent protein serine/threonine kinase activator activity. The transcript has 2 exons.